Messenger RNA from Cavia porcellus (domestic guinea pig), 1891 nucleotides. It is a transcript of the gene Gnpda2, whose product is annotated as glucosamine-6-phosphate deaminase 2. Gene Ontology annotation, biological process: D-glucosamine catabolic process; N-acetylglucosamine catabolic process; carbohydrate metabolic process. NCBI's taxonomy places the organism in Eukaryota, Metazoa, Chordata, Mammalia, Rodentia, Caviidae. The record is from RefSeq and is a predicted model, not a curated record. The transcript has 7 exons. Gene Ontology annotation, molecular function: glucosamine-6-phosphate deaminase activity; identical protein binding. Bases 226 to 1056 code for a protein of 276 amino acids. Gene Ontology annotation, cellular component: cytoplasm.
GCGCCGCCCGCGCCGGGUUGGGGUCGCUCCUCGGUGCUGGGUGUUGGUGGUCCUCGCUGUUCCUCCUUCUGAGGUCUGUGGGUCCGGUGGUGAGUUUAGGCGACCGGCUUAACACGAGGACCCUGGCGGACCUGGCUGGCGGCGGCUCUUCCCAGGGGUUUGUGCUGACCCCGGAACGCGGCGCCGGGUUUUAACUUCUUGUGGUACAAGCUGUGCAUCACCAUAAUGAGGCUUGUAAUUCUUGAUAACUAUGAUCUGGCUAGUGAAUGGGCAGCCAAAUACAUCUGUAAUCGCAUCAUUCAGUUCAAACCUGGACAGAACAGAUACUUUACACUGGGCUUACCAACAGGGAGUACACCUUUAGGAUGUUAUAAAAAAUUAAUAGAGUAUCACAAGAGUGGAGACCUUUCUUUUAAAUAUGUGAAGACUUUUAACAUGGACGAAUAUGUAGGACUUCCAAGAAAUCAUCCUGAAAGCUACCAUUCUUAUAUGUGGAAUAACUUUUUUAAGCAUAUUGACAUAGAUCCUAAUAAUGCUCAUAUCCUUGAUGGGAAUGCUGCCGACUUACAAGCAGAAUGUGAUGCAUUUGAAAGGAAAAUAGAAGAAGCUGGAGGAAUAGAUCUUUUUGUUGGAGGAAUAGGUCCAGAUGGUCAUAUUGCUUUUAAUGAACCAGGAUCCAGUUUAGUAUCAAGGACAAGAUUAAAGACUUUAGCAAUGGACACCAUUUUGGCAAAUGCGAAAUACUUCAAUGGAGAUUUAUCAAAAGUGCCAACUAUGGCUCUCACUGUUGGUGUGGGGACAGUGAUGGAUGCUAGAGAAGUGAUGAUCCUCAUAACAGGUGCACACAAAGCAUUCGCCUUGUACAAAGCAAUAGAAGAAGGAGUUAAUCACAUGUGGACUGUUUCAGCGUUCCAGCAGCAUCCUAGAACUAUUUUUGUAUGUGAUGAAGAUGCUACUUUAGAAUUAAGAGUUAAAACUGUGAAAUACUUUAAAGGUUUAAUGCAUGUGCACAAUAAACUUGUGGAUCCGCUAUACAGUAUGAAAGAAGGAAACUGAAGGACUUUGAAGCAAAAUUCUACUUGGAAACACCUUCUUAUUAGUAGAUGAAUUUUCAGCUAUGCAACAUGAUAAAUCAUGGGAAACACUGAAGAUUGUCACUUUAAAAAUCCAUUAUCUAUGCUGAACAUUCCAUAUUUAGAAUGUCUAUUUUACACUAGGGUUUAUGAGAAAUACUUGGCUAUUUAUUAUAAAUUAUAGAAAGCUACAUACCAACCUGUAAAACACCAUACAAAUUCUGCUGGUUUCAUUUUAAAAUUAAAAAUUCUAUACAUUAGGUACCAUGUAUGAUAUGAUGUAGAUUUUUCAUUUUUUAAUUACAGGAAGACACUCCAAGCUUUUCAUUUAUCAUACCACUAUCAUUGCAAAUUUUUACUCUUGGAAUGCUAUCUUUAGAUUUCUGUGUAUUACACACAUUCUUUUUUCUGCACGGUGUUGCCUUAGUCAUCUUUCAGCAAUAGUAUGUGGACAUCAGAAGUCCCGCUACAUAUUGUUGGUAAAGAAAAUGUGAAGAGAUGACAAUGUCUAAAAGUAGUUUACAUCCUUUUGGAAAGUAUGUGUAAGUGCAUGUUUUUUUUGCGCACCUUCUUAUAUAGCACCUUUUUACAAAUAUGCUCUUAUUUUUACUUAAUGACUAGGGUUCUUGCUCUCUCUCUCUCUCUCUGGCAUUAUGAGCUUUAUAUAAACUUAAACUCUUUUGGAGAAUAUUUUCUGAUUAUUGCUAAAUUUCAUAAAUGAUUAGCUUUAUUCCUUGUGUAUAUAUGUCUAAAGGGAUGUAUGAUAUAAAAGAUUACUGUAAACCAUUUCAGAUUGCAAUAAAUUCAAUUAAAUUAUA